AUGCUCUGGCGCUGCUGUUCCACGUCAGCUCCGCCACCGAGGGCGGCGCCGACCGGUGAGUGGGUGUGCGUCGUGACGUCAUGUCUGUGCGAUUGGCCCUCGUGGCAUAUGCUCUGGCGCUGCUGUUCCACGCCAGCUCCGCCACCGAGGGCGGCGCCGACCGGUGAGUGGGUGUGCGUCGUGACGUCAUGUCUGUGCGAUUGGCCCUCGUGGCAUAUGCUCUGGCGCUGCUGCUUCACGCCAGCUCCGCCACCGAGGGCGGCGCCGACCGGUGAGUGGGUGUGCGUCGUGACGUCAUGUCUGUGCGAUUGGCCCUCGUGGCACAUGCUCUGGCGCUGCUGCUCCACGCCAGCUCCGCCACCGAGGGCGGCGCCGACCGGUGAGUGGGUGUGCGUCGUGACGUCAUGUCUGUGCGAUUGGCCCUCGUGGCAUAUGCUCUGGCGCUGCUGUUCCACGCCAGCUCCGCCCACCGAGGGCGGCGCCGACCGG
This is a messenger RNA of Iphiclides podalirius (scarce swallowtail), 489 nucleotides long. Lineage: Eukaryota; Metazoa; Arthropoda; Insecta; Lepidoptera; Papilionidae. The record is from the annotation of a GenBank genome assembly.